AUGGCCCCGGUGCUGAGUCACAGUCACGGCCCUGGCCCCGCUCCCGCCCCCCCCACCGCGCUCACCGACACCGCGCGCGGGGCCGCGCGGGGCCUGUGCGGAGCGCGCGGGGCCGGGCCUGGCCGAGCCGCCGCCAUCUUGGACUGGGGCAGCGCCGCCACUUCCGCCCCCUCCGGAACCGCCUCCCGCGCGCCGGAACCGCCCCCCGCGCGCCGGAACCGCGCGCCUGACCCCGCCCCUUCCGCCGAGGCCCGCGGGAACGGCGCGAGGGUGUACCUGGACCACAACGCCACCACCCCGCUGGCCCCCGAGGCAGCCCAGGCCGUGCAGGAUGCCCUGAGCCAGGCUUGGGGCAACCCCAGCAGCGCUCACCCUGCAGGCAGGAAGGCCAAGGAGCUGAUUGGCAGAGCCAGGGAGAGCCUGGCACAGAUGGUGGGGGCCCGGCCUGAGGACAUCGUGUUCACCUCGGGGGGCACGGAGGCCAACAACAUGGUGAUCCACACUGCUCGCAGGCACUUCCUCGAGAGCCAGACCGGGGACAGCCCGGGGACACCGCACAUCGUGACAUCCAGUGUGGAGCACGACUCCAUCCGCCUGCCCCUGGAGCAGCUGGGCAAGGACAGCCUGGCAGAAGCCACCUUUGUGCCCGUGUCCCCGCAGAGCGGGCGGGCCGAGGUGGACGAUGUCCUCGCUGCCAUCCGGCCCAACACCUGCCUGGUGUCCCUCAUGUUGGCCAACAAUGAGACCGGCGUCAUCAUGCCCGUGGCGGAGCUGAGCCAGCGCGUCAGAGCCCUCAACCAGCGCAGGGCGGGGCAGGGGCUGCCCCGGGUGCUGCUGCACACGGAUGCGGCCCAGAUGAUCGGCAAGGGGCGUGUGGACGUGCAGGAGCUGGGCGUGGACUAUCUCACCAUCGUGGGGCACAAGUUCUAUGGCCCCCGCAUCGGUGCCCUGUACGUGCACGGCCCCGGCAGCACGGCCCCCCUGCACCCCCUGCUCUUCGGGGGGGGACAGGAGAGGAGCUUCCGCCCAGGCACCGAGAACACCCCGAUGAUCGCUGGCCUGGGCCAGGCUGCAGAGUUGGUGAGCAAGAACUGGGAGGCCUACGAGGCUCAUAUGCGGGAUGUCCGGGAUUACCUGGAGGCCAGGCUGGAGGCCUCCUUUGGGAAGGAGAGGAUCCACUUCAACAGUCGCUUUAAGGGCUCCAAGCGACUCUGCAACACCUCUAACUUCUCCAUCCUGGGACCAGGCCUCCAAGGGCACAGGGUGCUGGCUCACUGCAAGGUGCUGCUGGCCAGCGUGGGGGCCGCCUGCCACUCGGACAAGGGGGAGCGGCCCUCCCCGAUCCUGCUGGGCUGUGGGAUCCCCCCCGCCGUGGCACAGAACGCCCUGCGGCUCAGCGUGGGCCGGCACACCUCGCGGGCAGACGUGGACCUGGCGGUGCAGGACCUGCUGCAGGCGGUGGCACAGCUGGAGCAGCACCACGCUCCGUAGCCCUGGGCACCCUCCUGGCCAUCACCCAGUGGGCACAACUCCUCCUGCCAGCUCCUCCUGCUCCUCAAGGAAACAGUGGUCAGGGCAGCUGUCACUGUGCCAGUGCCUGAGGAACCCUGUCCCCCUGACACCGGGGGUCAG
Lepidothrix coronata (blue-crowned manakin) is the source of this 1632-nucleotide messenger RNA. RefSeq names its product selenocysteine lyase (gene SCLY). The record is from RefSeq and is a predicted model, not a curated record. The coding region runs from base 1 to 1491 and encodes 496 amino acids. The transcript has 13 exons. NCBI's taxonomy places the organism in Eukaryota, Metazoa, Chordata, Aves, Passeriformes, Pipridae.